AUGAAGUUGCUACUUCUCUUGCUGGUUAUCGCUAUAGUGCUGCUUCUCGGCGUCUGCUAUGGGCGCCUCACCGCGGCGGUGCAGAGGCGCCUCCCGAAGCUGCAGAACAAGCGCAUCUGCCUGCUGAUCGCGCACCCCGACGACGAGUCCAUGUUCUUCGCGCCGACCCUCCUCGCGCUGACGCGACCUGAGACGGGCAACCACGUCAAGGUGCUCUGCCUCAGUACAGGCAAUAACCAAGGCCUUGGCCAGAUCCGAAAGAAGGAGCUGUUCAAGAGCUGCUCCAUGUUGGGGCUAAAGCAGGACGAUGUGUUUGUCAUUGAUAGCAUUAAGUUCCGCGACUCGCAAGAAUGUACGUGGGACAAGGACGACAUAUCCAAUCUGCUCUACGAGCCCUUCAUCCGAGAAACCGCCGACGGGCCCCCCUCCUCCCCCAAAUCGAAAAAGACCAUCGUCCCUAUCCUCGACGUCCUGAUCACCUUCGACCAGCACGGCGUCUCCUCGCACCCCAACCACAUCUCCCUCUACAACGGCGCCCGGGCCUUUGUCUCCAGCCUGAGGCAAAGGCAGACCGGCUCGGAGCAGCCGGGCGUGGACCUGUACACGCUGACGACCGUGCCGCUGCUCCGCAAGUUCACCAGCUUCAUGGACGGCUUCGUCACGUGGCUCAUCUGGUCCGGCGACGCGGAGCGGCAGGGCGGCGGCGGCAAGGCGAGGAGGCUGCUGUUCUUCAACUCGCUGACGGGCGAGGGCGGCGUGCCGACGGCCUGGCGGACGAUGACGACGGCGCACAAAAGCCAGAUGGUGUGGUUCAGGUGGGCUUGGGUCGCGUUCAGCAGAUACAUGGUCGUCAAUGAUUUGAAGCUGGAGCAGACCUGA
Molecule: messenger RNA, 879 nt
Organism: Cordyceps fumosorosea ARSEF 2679
Lineage: Eukaryota; Fungi; Ascomycota; Sordariomycetes; Hypocreales; Cordycipitaceae
Product: N-acetylglucosaminyl-phosphatidylinositol de-N-acetylase
Exons: 3
Coding region: 1-879 (292 amino acids)
Biological process (GO): GPI anchor biosynthetic process
Cellular component (GO): endoplasmic reticulum
Molecular function (GO): N-acetylglucosaminylphosphatidylinositol deacetylase activity
Source: RefSeq, a predicted model, not a curated record